Messenger RNA from Silurus meridionalis, 2490 nucleotides. RefSeq names its product flavin-containing monooxygenase 5-like. Lineage: Eukaryota; Metazoa; Chordata; Actinopteri; Siluriformes; Siluridae. Gene Ontology annotation, molecular function: N,N-dimethylaniline monooxygenase activity; flavin adenine dinucleotide binding; NADP binding. The transcript has 9 exons. The coding region runs from base 98 to 1783 and encodes 561 amino acids. The record is from RefSeq and is a predicted model, not a curated record.
AUUUGACAUAAACAAGCUGGUUUGAUGUUUGCAGCUGUGUCCUGUACUUACUGCAAAAAGCUCAUCAUUCCAAUUGUCUGCAAGUAGAAGACGUAAAAUGGCUCGGAGGGUUGCUGUGAUUGGAGGCGGUAGCUCUGGACUGACCUGCAUUAAGUGUUGCUUGGAUGAAGGUCUGGAACCUGUGUGCUUCGAAAGCAGUGAUGACAUUGGAGGACUCUGGAGGUUUAAGGAGAAUCCUGAGUCAGACAGGGCCAGCAUCUAUCAUUCGGUGAUCAUCAACACCUCAAAGGAGAUGAUGUGUUUCAGCGAUUUCCCCAUUCCAUCCCACUUUCCGAACUACAUGCAUAAUUCUUAUAUUAUGGACUACUUUCGCAUGUAUGCUGACCACUUCCAGCUCAAACGCUACGUCCGCUUGCAGACAAAAGUUCUUAAUGUCAGGCCAAGAUCAGAUUUUGCUCAGUCAGGUCAGUGGGACAUUGAGACAGAGGACAAGGAUGGGAAGAGAGAGAAACAUGUGUUUGAUGCUGUGCUUGUCUGCACCGGACACCACUGUCACCCUCAUCUUCCUCUGAAAGACUUCCCAGGGAUAGACACAUUCAAGGGGAAGUACUUCCACAGUCGUGACUACAAGACUCCAGACGAAUGGCGGAGCAAGAGAGUGGUCGUGAUCGGAAUCGGUAAUUCCGGAGGCGACAUUGCUGUGGAGCUCAGCAGGGUGACCAAACAGGUUUUCCUGAGCACUAGGAGAGGCUCUUGGAUCCUGAAUCGUGUAGGAAACAAUGGUAUUCCAGGUGAUAUGGUGUUUAACAGGGCAUUUCGAAUGGCCCAGUCUGUUCUGCCCUUUGGGUUCUUAUGCAACCUGGGAGAAAAGAAGCUCAAUAACAGGUUUAACCAUGCAUUGUAUGGACUGAGGCCAAAACACAGAUUGUUAAGCCAGCACCCUAUGCUCAAUGAUGAACUGCCAAAUCGGCUCAUUUCUGGCACCAUCAAGGUGAAACCGAACGUGUGCGAAUUCCGCGGCUCCAGUGUCAUCUUUGAGGAUGGCACUAUCGAAGACGAGAUCGAUUUGGUGGUGUUUGCCACAGGCUACACAUUCUCUUACCCUUUCCUGCAAAGCCACGUGAUCUCUGUCACAGAGAACAAGACGCGCCUGUAUAAAUACGUGUUUCCUCCAGGACUGGAGAAACCUACACUGGCUAUCAUUGGUCUCGUCCAACCUCUGGGAGCCAUCAUGCCCAUCUCGGAGAUGCAGGCUCGCUGGGCCACACGUGUCUUCAAAGGGGUUACUAAGCUUCCUUCAAAGAGCAGCAUGCUGAAAGACAUAAAAAAAAAGGAGGACUCCAUGGCUAAGCGAUACGUAAGCUCGCAGAGACAUACCAUCCAGGUAGAUUACCUUCCUUACAUGGAUGAGCUGGCUACGCAAGUGGGUGUGGGUCCCAAACUCCUACGGCUGUUCCUGACUGAUCCUGGUUUGGGAUGGAGGGUUCUGUUUGGCCCCAGCACCCCGUACCAGUUUCGGCUGCAUGGGCCGGGUCAGUGGGCUGGGGCUCGCCAGGCCAUUUUUACCCAGUGGGAUCGUGUAGCGCAGCCAUUUCAAACACGCAGUGUCCCAGAGCAGGAAUCCCAUCACUCCUAUCUCCCUUUCCUCAUGUCUGUGUCUGCCGCUGCACUACUCUCCACUGUUUACUUCACUAAUGCAAACCUGUCUAGAUUUCUUCCAGACAUGUCGUCCUUCCUGGAGAGGAUAAAAUCUCAUCUGCCUCUGCCUAUGUUAAAGCAGUGAUUUAUUCCUCAUACAUUGAGAAUGUGGUCUAAGACACAUUUUAUGACGAAAAAAGCUAAGCAGGCUAAACCUUUAAAGCCUUAAUUUUAGCAUCACAAAAUACUUGCAAACAACCUAACAAUUCUCAUUAUUAAUAUAUAAAUACACACUAAGACUAGUGCUAUUUAUAGUAAAUAAAAGACUUAAGAAACACACAGAGUAAUGGUGCUUCGUAUGCCUCAUAUACAGGAGCUAAUUAGCUGCUGUUGCUAAUAACAGAACCGAGAUGAUUUGUCUUUGACUUUUAUUCAAAUAAUCCUGCUACUUAUUUUGUACUAAAUCUUAACGUUUCACAUUGUUAUGCUUUUUAUAUACUUACCACUUUUUAAAAGAAUCAUUUCAAAUAUAUCGAUGGGAGGUACGGUUUAUUUCUUUGCUUCUUUUUCUUUUUUUUUUUUUUCUUUUUUUUUUUUUUUUUACAUCGUAACAGAUGACACAUUGUUUAUGUUAUAUCAACAAGUGCUUUGGAUUAUGAUGCUUUAUUUUGUAUUUUCUUUUUACUAUUUGCUAUAUCAAUUUUCUUGGCCUUAUUAGGGUUUUCUUUUGAUAUUCUGACUGUCUUAAUUGCCUGAAUUCUGAUGAAUUUACAUGCAUUGCAUUACAUGCAAAUUUCAGUUUGAGUCCUGGAAAAUUUCAUUUAAUGCUCAUUAAAUCUAGUGGUAAUUUUU